Aspergillus terreus NIH2624 is the source of this 1653-nucleotide messenger RNA. RefSeq names its product putative amino acid transporter. Lineage: Eukaryota; Fungi; Ascomycota; Eurotiomycetes; Eurotiales; Aspergillaceae. Gene Ontology annotation, molecular function: amino acid transmembrane transporter activity. Bases 1 to 1653 code for a protein of 550 amino acids. Gene Ontology annotation, biological process: amino acid transmembrane transport. The transcript is spliced from 4 exons. Gene Ontology annotation, cellular component: endoplasmic reticulum. The record is from RefSeq and is a predicted model, not a curated record.
AUGCCCAGGGAUGAGGAACACCAUUCUCUCCUGGCUGGCCAGAAUGGCCAUGGUGAGCCAGAGUCACAGUCGUUACUUUCAGACUCUCCCGGCACUGAAUAUCCCCAAGAGCACGCCGUAAACCAGCAUCAACAACAUCAUCCCGCUAGUCCAGCUCCACCCCCGACCUCCCCCAUGGCGACUACCAAUGGAGCGCACCACCAAUCCGCUCUAGUGCAACCCCUUCCCGAUGGGCAACGUCGCCCUCGUACGACCAACCGUGUCCGAUUUGACAUUGAGGAGGAUUCGGAAGACGGUCGCCGUUCGGGUGACCCUGUCCGGCUAUCCGAGGACUCAUCCUGGUUGGAGGAGGAAGACUAUGCGGAGAUGGGAAGAAAUCGCUCCGAAAGGAGUGGUGGGCAGUCAAUUCCGCUCCUGACAGACAUAGAAGCGCCCAGUGUGACCCUUGCGACGUCCGACGACUUCUUCCCCGAGGACCAUCUAGAGAAUGCCCGGCCCAGGAGCGGAAUGCGCAUGGCAUUUAUGAACAUGGCCAAUAGCAUUAUCGGCGCAGGUAUAAUUGGACAGCCGUAUGCGCUUCGGCAGGCCGGCAUGAUGAUGGGCAUCGUCCUCCUCGUGGGACUUACCGUUGCCGUGGACUGGACUAUCCGUUUAAUAGUUGUGAACUCGAAAUUGAGCGGCGCGGACUCCUUCCAAGCAACGAUGCAGCAUUGCUUUGGGAGAAAGGGUCUCAUCGCUAUCUCCCUUGCGCAGUGGGCCUUUGCGUUCGGUGGCAUGAUAGCGUUCUGUAUAAUCGUCGGCGAUACUAUACCACAUGUCCUAAGCUCUCUCUUCCCGUCCCUUCGUGACAUGUCGUUCCUCUGGCUCCUGACCGACAGACGGGCCAUAAUUGUCCUCCUGGUGCUGACCAUCUCGUAUCCAUUGUCCCUCUACCGGGACAUCGCCAAGGUUCGACUCGAUCUCCUGUGCGGUUUGCCUUCCCUCCCGACUAACAGUGGAGUAGUUGGCCAAAGCCUCCACCUUGGCUCUCAUCAGUAUGCUGGUGAUUGUGGUCGCCAUCACAAUAGCCUACUCAUCUAUGGCUCUCUUAAGAAACCAACCCUGGAUCGGUUUGCGACGGUGACGCAUUAUUCCACCGGCGUCUCACUUUUAAUGUGCUUGACGAUGGCCAUCUCCGGGUUUCUGUUCUUUGGGUCUCAGACUCAAGGUAACGUGCUCAACAACUUCCCGUCUGAUAAUGUGCUUGUCAAUAUUGCACGAUUUUGUUUCGGGCUGAACAUGCUCACCACCUUACCGCUGGAGGCGUUCGUAUGUCGGGAAGUCAUGACCACGUAUUACUUCCCGGACGAACCUUUCAACAUGAGCCGACAUCUCAUCUUCACAUCAGCGCUUGUUAUAACCGCGAUGGCCAUGGCCUUGGUUACCUGCGACCUCGGAGCGGUCUUUGAACUUAUAGGAGCCACCAGUGCUGCUGCAUUGGCGUAUAUUUUCCCUCCGCUUUGCUAUAUCAAACUAAGCAACUCGUCCCGGAAAGCCAAGAUUCCUGCAUACUCGUGCAUUGCCUUUGGAAUCAUUGUCAUGGUGGUCAGUCUUGUGCAGGCCAUUGUCAAGAUGAUCAACGGUGGUGGUGAUCCGGCUACCUGCAGUGCCUAG